AUGGUUUAUUCAAAUCAGCAACAAAAUCGUUAUUCCAUUGAUAAUAUAAUCGGUCAAUUACCUCAAUCAUGUUAUCAUCAUCAAUGUUCAUGUCCAGCUACACAAGUUGAUCUAUUAUCCAACGUGCACUUCAUAUCGAAAGAAAAUCUUCGUCAUCAACGUAUUCCACCACCACUAUCAACGAAUAUGAUUCCAAUCAAUUCGCCAGCUCGUAGCAAACGUGGUACUCUAUCAAGUGAUCCAGAUGAUGAUGAUUUUCAACUUGUUUCACAUCAAAAAAAAAAAAACAAACGGACAUACUCAAACGUCAACAACAACAACCAAAUACUAAUGUUAAUAUUAAUAACCCCACAACAAAUACAGUACGAUCCACAGCUUCAAAUACAACUACAAA
Messenger RNA from Rotaria sp. Silwood2, 394 nucleotides. NCBI's taxonomy places the organism in Eukaryota, Metazoa, Rotifera, Eurotatoria, Philodinida, Philodinidae. The record is from the annotation of a GenBank genome assembly.